AGGGGAUUGUGUCUCUGCAGUGGAGAAUAUGUUAAACAUCCUGGGAAGAUACUGCGAGACACUGGGGCAGGCCAAUCCUUCAUUUUGGAGGGUGUUUUGCCUUUGUCUGACAUUUCAGCAGCUGGUUACAGUGUGUUAGUUCAAGGUGUGGAGAUGGGUUGCAUGGAAGUUCCUUUAUAUAAUGUCUAACUUAACUUAUAAGAGUCUAAGCCACAGUAUACAGAAGAUAGCCCUAUUUGGUAAAAGACCAACUCCAUAUUAUGGAAAGAACGACUCAAAUAAGCAAAGAGAAACGACAGUCCAUCAUAACUUUAAGACAUGAAGGUCAGUCAAUACGGAACAUUUCAAGAACUUUGAACGUUUCUUCAAGUGCAGUUGCAAAAACCAUCAAGCGCUAUGAUGAAACUGGCUCUCAUGAGGACCACCAUAGGAAUGGAAGACCCAGAGUUACUUUAACUGCAGAGGAUAAGUUCAUUAGAGUUACCAGCCUCAGAAAUUGCAGCCCAAAUAAAUGCUUCACAGAGUUCAAGUCACAGACAAAUCUCAACAUCAACUGUUCAGAGGGAUAAGGGAUAUGGCCUCUUUUUUGGACAAAAUAUCAUGGGAACAUAUUGCCAAUGGGCAAAAUGUCAGUGCUGAAUGUGGAUGUGGUGCAGGAAUCAGGCGCAGGACACAGAGGCUUCGUCCAACAGACUUUAGUAACGAUACGAAAACAAACGGGCCUCAAAAAGAGCCCGGAGGCAAGUGAAAUUACGCACACACUGCGUAAAACACAAAGUACCAAAAAUAGCGCGCACACAAGUACAGAAACUCUCUCCAAAACAAUGGAGGAAACUAACUCAGCAUCUGCUGACCGGAGAACAAUUACACACAACACAUGACUAAAACAACGAGAACUUAUAGGACACAUAAUAAACACUAAACUGAAACAGGUGUACCAAUAAGACAAAACCAAACAAACAUCGAAAACAUACAACGGUGGCAGCUAGUACUCCGGGGACGACGACCGCCGAAGCCUGCCCGAACAAGGAGGAGGAGCAGCCUCGGCCGAAACCGUGACCCAAAACAUACACACAAUUAAAAAUACCACUCAAAUGCCGGCAUUUGCCAUAGAACAUAUUGCAAAUGUCAUAUGGCAAAUGCCAACGUAGUAACUCAAAAAUCCUGUAGGGGGUGAGCUCACUUAAUCUUACGUAAGCAUGUUGCAAAUGUACUCGAAAGUCAAAUUUGAGGGUGGAAAUGAGUGUUCGUAAAAACUUCUCAAUUAUACAUUAUUAAAGAACCGUAUGGAUAUAGAUUUGUUUUAUUAUAUGUUGGUUUGUCCAUUAGGCCUAUGGAAUGUCCAUAUCAGGCAUGUUACACUGCCAAAUGGACAAGUUGUCCAUUUGUCACACAUUAUAUUGCAAAUGGACAAAGUGUACUUUUGUCACAUCGGAUCACAGGAAGUCGGGUUCUGGACCCAAAAGUCAGAACCAUGUCCAAAUGGCAUAUGAAACAUACAAAUUAUAUAUAUAUAUAAUGUCCAAAUGUCAUAUGAAAUGUCCAAAUGUCAUAUGAAAUGUCCAAAUGGCAUAUUAAAUGUCCAAAUGGCAUAUUAAAUGUCCAAAUGACAUAUGUAAGUCUUGAAAGUACCAAAUCAGUAUGUCAUGUCCAUUUGCCAGAUAUGAUCAUAGGAAGUCAGUUCCAAAGCCAAAGUAAGUGAACCAUGUCCAAAUGGCCUGUAUAAUGACAACAUGGUAUAUAUAUAUAUCAGUAUGUUAGGUUCCACUCCCUCAAUAGUUGGUGUUGAGUGCAGCCUGUCCAUUUGGUGAUGGUAAAUCACUGCUUAAACAGUGUCCAUUUGCAAUAUGAUACAUUGCCAGUGCUAAUAUGUUAUACUGGACAUGUUGGCACUGGCAAUACAUCACAUGACAAAUGGACACUGUCCAAUUGCAGUAUAACAUGUUAAGACUGGCAUGUACAAAAAGUCCAUUAGAAAUGUACAGUAUGAUUCAAACAGACAUAGUGGUUCCUCUCCCCUCAAUAGUUGGUUUUGAGUUCAGCCUGUCCAUUUGGUGAUGGUAAAUCACUGCUUAAACAGUGUCCAUUUGCAAUAUGAUACAUUGCCAGUGCUAAUAUGUUAUACUGGACAUGAUGGCACUGGCAAUACAUCACAUGACAAAUGGACACUGUCCAAUUGCAGUAUAACAUGUUAAGACUGGCAUGUACAAAAAGUCCAUUAGCAAUGUACAGUAUGAGUCAAACAGACAUAGUGGAUCCUCUCCAUCAAUAGUUGGUUUUGAGUUCAGCCUGUCCAUUUGGUGAUGGUAAAUCACUGCUUAAACAGUGUCCAUUUGCAAUAUGAUACAUUGCCAGUGCUAAUAUGUUAUACUGGACAUGUUGGCACUGGCAAUACAUCACAUGACAAAUGGACACUGUCCAAUAGCAGUAUAACAUGUUAAGACUGGCAAUGAAUUAUGGGUAAUAGCAAUAUCUUACAAUGGAUCAUGAAUUGGACAUGCUGUAAUUUGCUAUUACAAAGCUGAAUUGCCCAAAUGUAAAGCUCACUGAACUCGUGAUGGCCUAGAAGUGAUAGUGGGUCCUCUCCCUUACUCAUUGGUGUUGAUUUCAGCAUGUCCAUUUGGCUGAUAAUAAAUUCCCAUUGAAAUGUAUUGCAAAUGUACUUGUCCGUUUGCAAUUUGAAAUACAGCCAUUGCCAGUAUAACAUAUUGGCAUUGGCAAUGUUUCAUAUGGCAAAUGGACCUAGUACGUUUGCCAUAUGAAACAUUGCCAAUGCCAGUAUAACAUAUUGGCAUUGGCAAUGUUUCAUAUGGCAAACGUACAAGUACAUUUGCAAUAUGUUUGAAUGGGCCUUUAUUAUGAGCCAAAUGGACAUGCUGUAAUAUGCUCUUACAAUGCUGAAAUGCACAAAUGUAAAGCUUACUCAACUGGGGCUGGCCAAGAAAUGAUAGUGGAUCCUCUCCAUUACUCAUUGGUGUUGAUUUCAGCAUGUCCAUUUGGUAAUGGUCAGUCACUGCUUAAACAUAUGACUAAUGGACAGUCUCCAUCAUAAUAUGACUGGUAAUGAAUUAUGUGUAAUGGACACUGUCCAAUAGCAAUAUCUACAAUGGGCAUUUAUAACCACCAAUUGGACAUGCUGUAACAUUGUCUUACAAAGCUUAAAAGCCACAUUUUCAAGAUUAUUGAACUCGAGCUGGCCAACGAAUGAUAGUGGAUCCUCUCCCCUUACUCAUUGGUGUUGAUUUCAGCAUGUCCAUUUGGCUCAUAAUGAAUGCAGUGAAUGUAAGUUGCUAAGGACAAAAGCGCCCGCUAAAUGACCAAAAUGUUUUUUAAAAAAGGGUAAUAUGUCGCUGCAUGAGUAAUUCCAGUAAUAUACUGUAAAUUAGACUACAGUAAAAUUGAUUACCGUAAAAUGGAUUACAGUAGCUGUACUUUAAAUAAAUUACAGUAACUUACUGGCCAAUUGCAGCCAGUAAGUUACUGUACAUUUUACAGGCAAAGUUUUACAGUGUAUAUACAGGUGGACAACACCUACAAAUAGAACAUAACUUUAAUACCCUAAGGAAACGUUCCACAUAACAGCUCCCAAAAGCUUUGGAGCAUGGUCAGUGCCUGAAAGAAAUACUCAUUCAUGUCUUAGAAAUCUUGUGACAUCCCUAAAACAGCCCUAAAUCUAGGAUUAUCUUCUAAUCCUGCAUCAGGGAACACAAACAUCCUUUGUGCAGAAGAAUGCUACAACAGUCAACAUUAUGGAACAAUGACUCAUGUGGCCUUGGACCAUUCCAUCUCUCUCGUUCAAGUCAAGCCGGUUUGAUUUUUCUAAACCCUCUUCAAAGACACUGUUUAUUGAAGAGUUAGUGUCCACUAGUCAUCGAAUAGUCCCCAAAGUAUUUCUACUGUAACUGUAGAGAGUACGACACAUUAUGUCUGAUUUUUAGAUCAAAAGUGUCCGUCACGGAUUAUAAUUUCAUAGUAAGACCUUGGCUCCACACCAGUUUAACGAAAAAAAAUGAUAUGACUACAUUGGCUAGAUGAGUAUUUGUCAUUACUGCCGUGCGAAAGGACACAUUGUCUCUCAGUGUCCUUAGUUGAAACAGAAAAAUUAGAUGGAGAAAAAGCAUCUGGUUGGGACUGGUUUAUCUCCUAAAUAAGAUUUUGGAUCAGAUGUGUAUGAACCCUUUGUUUCAGAUGGGAUUGUGUCUCUGCAGUGGAGAAUAUGUUAAACAGCCUGGGAAGAUACUGAGAGACACUGGGGCAGGCCAAUCCUUCAUUUUGGAGGGUGUUUUGCCUUUGUCUGACAUUUCAGCAGCUGGUUACAGUGUGUUAGUUCAAGGUGUGGAGAUGGGUUGCAUGGAAGUUCCUUUAUAUAAUGUCUAACUCGAGUCUGGUCUUGUUACUCAGUCUGUCAUGGAGUGGAGCCAAGCCUACUGGUGAAGGGGGUC
Coregonus sp. 'balchen' is the source of this 4442-nucleotide messenger RNA. Lineage: Eukaryota; Metazoa; Chordata; Actinopteri; Salmoniformes; Salmonidae. The record is from the annotation of a GenBank genome assembly.